ACCCGGCAGGACGCGCGGUACAAUAGAGCUGUUGUGCCGUGGUGGUGGACAGACUGCAACCCUAGAGAUUCCCACUGAGGUGGGAUACAAAAAAAAGGAUCUAAAUUUAAUCCACUACUGGAGCCAGAGACUGUGAUUUUUUUCUGUUGUUGUCGCGCGCUCGCUUCAAUUUCGUCCAGACGGAUAUGUUGCUAGAAUAAAUCGCACGGCGCCGCGUUUACUGAAGGAUGUUACAGGAUGAAACGUCUCAGGUCCUCAAGCAGCAGCGACAGUUCUGACAACGAAAGUCCUUCAACCUCCUUCUGCUCGUCAACCAAGUAUGGCGGUAAACCUGGAACCCCCGCCUCCAACCCGAAGAAACCGGCUGAAGUGUUCCGAAAAGACCUGAUCAGUGCCAUGAAGCUGCCCGACUCGCACCACGUCUCGCCCGAGGACUACUACCUGCUGGCAGACACCUGGAAGGAGGAGUGGGAGAAGGGAGUCCAGGUGCCGGCGAGUCCAGACACCAUCCCGGAGCCGUCGGUUAGGGCGAUUGCAGAGAAGCCGAAGGAAGUGCUGUACUCCCACCAGAGGAAGUACAUCCAGUGCUCUUGUCUGGAGUCAACUGAACCAGGUUAUGUCAACAUCAAGGAGCUGGCAGAGGCCAUGUGUCGCUACGACCUGGACGACACGGACCUCCACUGGCUGCACACGCUCAACCGAGCGCUCGAACACAUGGGGGAAGGGCCCAUAGACGAGCUGACAAUGGAACGCGCCAUGGAGGCCCUGGAGAGCCAGUGUCAUGACAACAUGAACCACGCCAUCGAGACGGUGGAGGGUCUGGGGAUUGAGUACGACGAGGACGUCAUCUGCGACGUGUGCCGCUCCCCGGACAGCGAGGAAGGGAACGACAUGGUGUUCUGCGACAAAUGCAACAUCUGUGUGCACCAGGCCUGCUAUGGCAUCGUCAAAGUACCCGUUGGCAACUGGCUGUGUAGGACGUGUGUCCUGGGCAUCGACCCGCAGUGCCUCCUGUGUCCACAGAAGGGUGGUGCCAUGAAGGCGACACGUGCAGGCACCAAGUGGGCACAUGUGAGCUGCGCCCUGUGGAUACCAGAGGUGAGCAUUGCUUGUCCGGAGAGGAUGGAGCCCAUCACUAAAGUCUCCCACAUCCCACCCAGCCGCUGGUCUCUCAUCUGCAGCCUGUGUAAACUGAAGACGGGUGCGUGUAUCCAGUGCUCUGUAAAGAACUGCACCACUCCUUUCCACGUGACGUGUGCCUUUGAGCACAGCCUGGAGAUGAAGACCAUCUUGGACGAAGGGGACGAAGUCAAGUUCAAGUCCUACUGCCUCAAGCACAGCAAAUCAAAGGCCGGGGAGGUCAGCCUGAGCCCGGCGCGCGCGAAACCCCCCGGCGAGGCGGGGAAGGUGGGCCAGCGGGCGCAGAGACUGCAGGAGCUGGAGGAGGAGUUCUACACCUUCAUCCAGCCGCAGGAGCUGGCCCCGGCCCUGGGGCUCUCGGAGGGCCUGGUGGACUUCAUCUACCAGUACUGGAAACUGAAGAGGAAGAGCAACUUUAACAAGGCUCUGCUGCCCCCUAAAGAGGACGAGGAGAACCUGGUGCUGCAGCCGCAGGAGGACAGCAUCCACACACGCAUGCGGAUGUUCAUGCACCUGCGGCAGGAUUUGGAGAGGGUAAGGAAUUUGUGCUACAUGGUGAGUCGGCGGGAGAAGCUGAAGCUGCUGCAGAGUAAAGCCGGGGAGCAGAUGUUUGACUUGCACGUGCAGCUCUUGAACCAGGAGCUUACUGCCGGUCUCCCUGCGUCAUUCCCAGUGGAGAACACACUGUUUCGUCCUCCUCCGCGGAUAACUCUAAAGCUGAAAAUGCCCAAGUCCUCAAGUCUAGGAAACGGAAAUUGCAGUUCCAAGUCUGGUAACGGACCACUCUGUCCGGACAACAGCGGGAACGUUACUGAACACACAGGCGAGGGGCUGGGUCAGGGGAAACCUCAGAUGCACGGGCGCGUUCGGCGAGAUGAUCGGCCCAACUGCCGAAUGGCUUCCUCGAGCCACUCGAACAACCCUGUGCUGUCCAUCAAACCAACGGGCAAACCUUUCUCCCUGCACGCUGCGCUCCAUGGCCACUCGUCCAACAGCAACGGCAAACUGGACCAAGCCCGAGCAUGCGUGGUCAAGUCCAACGGCCUCCUGGAGAAGUUUGCAGCUCAGAAGGACAGUUCCUGCCAGACUCCCCGUCACCAGGAUGCUUCGAACGAGGCUUUGGACAAGAGCAGCUUUCGCAAGUCUGCCAUGGAGCACUUUGGCAGGUCAUUCAAAGAGGCGACCAUCAACUUGGUUCGCACCACGGAGGACCUGAGGGCCUCUGACAAACUGUCCCGCAAGGGGUCGGCCAAGGAGAGACAAUGGGCCAAACCCAUGCCUCAACACAAGGUGAAAAGCAUGCGAUCGUACCAGGACAGUGACGGCUACUGUCCCGACCUGGAGCUCAGCGACUCGGAGCCGGAGGCCAAAGGGAGGCACCGGCGACAGGGGGACACUCCAAGGGAAGGGGUCAGACGCGGGAAACAGUCGCUGGGCUCCAGACACCCCAUGCAGAGGUGACAGCUGUUUAUUCUUUUUGUUUGUUUAGUUUGUUUUUUACUCUGCUCACUGCCACUGAUCUCUCCUGAGCCUCUGGCAGACUUCCUAAGUGCCAGGCUGUCUCUCUGAACGGGGACCAGACCAAGACCCAGCGCUGAUAGUGCUGCGUACACGAAGCAGAAGAUGUUGGAAGGGUGUUGUCGUCCAGAUCAUAAUCCAGUAGGAGAAGCAUAGCGCUGUGUUGGUGUUGGUCUUCUGAGAUUAUCAUGCUUUGCCUUUCAUUUGUGGCCAGCAUCACAUUUUGUACUCUGCACAACUUUGUAUUAAACAGCACCGUUCCCCCACACACACUGGUGCAAUUUGCCUUUUGACUAAAACUGUACAUAAGUUGUUCAAAUUGGGAUGUAAAUAUUGUGUAACUGAAACGAACAUGUUCCACUUUAUUGAACCUUUAGAGGAAUUAAAACCUAUGUAGCGGAUUGGAAGUUUUUUCGUGAACUCUGGCAUCUACUCCGCCUGUUUCCUCUCGUUCUCGUGAUGAACUAACUUGGUGGCCCUUUAUUUUUUAUGUUCGUCAAAUAUUGGAGUCACUUUUUCCUUAACGUGGAUGCCCUUUGUGUGUAGGAUUGCCGUUUCACACAGUUAGCAGUAGUACCUUCUGUUUUUGCAGAUGGUAAAUUAGAAGCAAGUGGGUUCAUGUCUCAAUGGGAGGGAACGUGUGCAAGAAAGUAUAAUUUACAUCCAUCAGGACCAACACAAAGCUGGAUGCAUUAAAGCAACGUCAGUGCAGACCUGGGAUCAAUGGCUUCCUCAGAUAACUACAUGAUCGUCAAAUAAUCAUCAAAGCUGAUUUUAUUUUUUUAAUUGAAAAGCUUUGCUGAAUAUGAGCCAAUUUUUAUCACAAAAAAAUAGUUUUAUGUAACAAAAAAUCCCACAUUUCCCAAAGGCCUCGGUGUCUUAAAACCGCUGUACAAUAACUGCCUAAAAAACACAUCACAAAAUUAACCAAACUAUGAUUUGAAGAGGACGUGUGAUCAGAGAAUAAAUACCAGCCCUUCUCCGACCCACAGACCCAGUAUCUCAGGAAAGCCUUAAGGGGAAUUUCUUCACAUUUGGCGCAAAUGUUCACUUUGACUCAACAAUGAACUAGGCUUUGCCAAAGGUCACGGUGACCUCACGAAGUUACGUUUUCUUUUCCCGGCCAUAAUUCAAGAAUUACAGCAGAAUGGGAAUGAGCGGCGGAGAUCUGACCGUGUGCUGACUAUUCAACAUUAUAACUCCGAAUGAAUGAUGGUGACCACAUUUCACAUUCGGUGAUAAUCGGUGACCGGAACCGGCAGAUCACUAAACUAGUAAAUGAAUUAAAAGUCUUUACUACCUAUAUUCUGAGUCUGGAGAGACAUGGAUGUAAACUGCAACUUGACUGGCCGGCAGAGGCACAAGUCUGUCGUGAUUUGUAGUUCGAACACAUUGCACUUGUGCCGAAAAAAACUAUUUUAGUUCGAUGCCCUGCAGGACUCUUCAUUUAGAAUUGUUCAGGUGGAAGGCAAGUUGUCAGCGUCAGUUUUUGGUGAAAAUGUACCAAUAUAUUAAACAGUUGCAAAGUGGUGUUUCAGCGUGCUCAAAUGUUUGCAUUUACCCGAGCUGACCAUCUAGAACAAAGUUUAGCAAAAGAGGGAAGCGUAAGCACGUGAAAUGUAAUCUGUAGCCCCGCCUGUAACACAUACUGAGGGGAGUGCCUUUCUGCCAGUGAAAGGGAACAGAGGUAUCAUUUGCACCAGCUGGUGUACGUCUGAAGAUUGCUCCAACAUGUUCCAUCAACCAAAAAACUGUAUAUGUUCAAGUGAAACUCUUCUGACCUAUGAAAUCAUUUUACAAAUACACGCUGUGUCAGAAGGACUCAUCAUGAACAGAGGAUGAAGCAAAGCAUUGCACUUACAUUGUGUAUCACUUUCCUCCCAUGAAGCAUCAACAAAUACUGUCAAUUCAUUUUUCUUCUGUUUGCCUUUUCAAAACAAACACUGUUAUGAGUGAUGUGGAUUGUAAAUGAACAGAUGCACGCUCCAACACUAACCCUUUUUUUCCCCCCUCCAAUUAAUAAGGACCCACAUAUGCAUUUUAACAUGAUAUGUUAAGUUUCUCCUUUGGAAAGUGAAUAUUUUUGAAUAAAAUGUUUUUUAAAAACGCAA
Molecule: messenger RNA, 4769 nt
Organism: Scophthalmus maximus (turbot)
Lineage: Eukaryota; Metazoa; Chordata; Actinopteri; Pleuronectiformes; Scophthalmidae
Gene: jade3
Product: jade family PHD finger 3
Exons: 11
Coding region: 238-2601 (787 amino acids)
Biological process (GO): regulation of transcription by RNA polymerase II
Cellular component (GO): histone acetyltransferase complex
Source: RefSeq, a predicted model, not a curated record